Messenger RNA from Acanthosepion pharaonis, 474 nucleotides. NCBI's taxonomy places the organism in Eukaryota, Metazoa, Mollusca, Cephalopoda, Sepiida, Sepiidae. The record is from the annotation of a GenBank genome assembly.
AUGGGCAACGCACGCACGCGCGCACACACACACACACACACACACCCAUACACCUACACACACGAACAUAUCUAUUUAUCUUUCUAUUCAUCUCGUUAUAUUCGUAUCUAUCUAUCUAUCUAUCUAUCUAUCUAUCUAUCGUUUGUUCACAUCUAUCUAUCGUCAGUUUGUUUAUAUCUAUCUAUAUCUAUCUAUCUAUCUAUCUAUCUAUCUUCAGUUUGUUUAUAUCUAUCUAUCUAUCUAUCUAUAGUUUGUUUACAUCCAUCUAAAUCUGUUUGUAUCUAUUUAUCUCAUCUGUUCAUAUCUAUCUAUCUCAUUCUGUUUGUAUCUAUUUAUCUCAUCUGUUCAUAUCUAUCUAUCUAUCUAUCUAUCUAUCUAUCUAUCUAUCUAUCUAUCUAUCUAUCACGACAAUUUGUCCAUCGCAUCUUGUAUCUAUCUUUCUAUUCCAUUAUGUUCGUAUCUAUCUAUCUAUGA